AUGGAUGCUAGCAGUCUCGGGGCUUACUUAGUUCUCAACAGAUUUGUGCGAUUAUCAUCCCUACGUACUCAUCCUAUGAUCAAACAUUUGCGUUCUCUCAUCUUAGAAUCAAAGCUGUUCAGAGCCGUUUAUAAAUGUGAACUGUCCACUUGGUCGGUCUUGCAAAAAGUAGCCGGAUUUGUUCAAUCCAAAGAUUUUGAAUGA
Messenger RNA from Sphenostylis stenocarpa, 204 nucleotides. NCBI's taxonomy places the organism in Eukaryota, Viridiplantae, Streptophyta, Magnoliopsida, Fabales, Fabaceae. The record is from the annotation of a GenBank genome assembly.